AUAUAAACAGGUGAUUCCUUUCUUUGCAGUUUUCUGAUUAUACGGCGCUGUAACAACGGCGCGAUCAGACACCAUCCCUGGGCCUGACCCAAUUUAUCCUUCUGUUCUAUCCCGAUAUCAACAUAACCCGGCCGGACAGAGAUCCUGCAAUGGAGGCCCUGGAUGAACCGUACAAAUGGCGAGACGAUCAAGGCCUCUUCAGCCGUCUUAAGCGCCUUGGCCGGGGAAUGUAUAACGAUGUCCGUCGACGGCUUCCCUACUAUUGGAGCGACUUCAAAGAUGGAUUCGUUUAUCGUGUCUUUGCCGGAACGGUUCGGAUCUAUUUCGUCAAUCUGUUGCCAGCCUUGGCCUUUCAACUUGACAUGCAACACAAUACAGACGGCUUUUUUGGAAUCAACGAGGCUCUCCUCUCUUCGGCCCUUGCCGCGGCCGUCUUUAGCCUUCUUUCCUGCCAGCCAUUGACGGUCGUUGGAGUGACGGGGUUGAUCUCACUGUUCAACUAUACGAUCUACGAUAUCGUUAAAAUCUACGAUGUCACACUGUAUCCUCGCUUUCUUGUCUGGGUUGGUAUCUGGUCCGCCAUUUUCCACUGGUGCACCGCAAUAUUCAACCUCUGCGACUAUAUGCGCACGAUUACCGACUUUUCGUCUCAAACGUUUGGCCUAUACGUCGGCACGAUCUAUGUCAUCAAAGGCUGCGAAGAGCUCAGCAUUGGGUUUAACAACGGCAAUACCACGAAUGGCUUUGCUUCGGCAUUGGUGGCAAUUCUAUACUUCCUCACGGUCUAUUUGCUGGAGCAAAUCGGCCAAACAACCUAUACGCGCGGGUGGCUGCGCACCAUCCUUUCAGACUACGCCUAUCCAUUGGCGACGAUCUGGUGGACCGGCUUCACCCAUUUUCCAGGGAACCUCGCGCACGCAGAUUUCGAAUACCUUCCGGUCACUCGUGCUUUCUCUCCAACAAUCAAUAGACCGUGGGUGGUGGAUUUCUGGACAUUGUCCGCGAAAUGGGUCUUUGUUGCCGCCCCUUUUGGCUUCCUCAUGACGCUACUGUUCUACUAUGAUCACAAUGUCUCCUCAUUGACGGCACAAGCCCGCAACUUUCCGCUGAAAAAGCCGGCCGGGUUUCACUGGGACUUUUUCCUGUUAGGAUGCACCUGCUUUGUUGGUGGUAUCCUGAAUAUACCGCUCCCUAAUGGCCUUGUCCCACAAGCACCAGUUCACACUGACUCUCUCACAUUUUAUAAAGACGAACCUUACGUCAUCGAGACGAAAGAUGACACGGAGCCUACCAUCAUCCGCAAGGAAGCCGUGGCUGACCAUGUGGCGGAGCAGCGUAUAUCGCAUGUCCUGAUGGCCUUGGCACUUUUUGGAACCAUGACCGGACCUUUACUGAAGGUCCUCUCUCUCAUACCCCGGGCCAUCAUUAGUGGUGUCUUUUUCACCGUCGGGAUGGGUAGUAUCAUGACGAACCCAAUAUUCACACAUAAACUGGCCUUUCUCUUCCGGGAUCCGACCUUUCAGCGUCCUUCCGAUCCACUGAAUUCGGUCCUCCGUCGCCAGAUCUGGCAUUACCUAUUUUGGCAAUUCCUGGGGUUCGCAGCCUCGGUCGCCAUCAGCCAGACAAUUGGUGCCAUUGGAUUUCCUGUCUUGAUUGUGGCGUUGAUCCCGCUUCGCUGGAAAAUCUUGCCUCAUCUGUUCACGUGCCAUGAAUUGGAAGUGAUGGACUGCCUCACCGCCACUGGCGACAAUGUUUUAGCUUCUCUGGGAGGGAUGCCGGAGAUGCCAGAGGUACGGAUGAGUCGAUUGGAACGCGAGGGUCUCGGUGACGAUGUUGAGCCAGGAUAUGCAAGUCUCGGUGGUGGAAUGAUCCGAGACAGGGAGGAUGACUUGCGAAAAAGGGAACGAGAAAAGAACAGCCGCCAACUCCGGGGUCUCGGUUACGAUGGUGGGGCUAUCACAAGAAGGAGAUCCAGUGUGGUAUCGACUGAAAACCCCGAAAGCCGUUCUCGGCGCUCAAACGAUUUUGAAUUGCGCCAAGACCGCGGUCACGGGAGCCAGACGCGCACUCACGCCGUCCGGCGCAUCUCAUCGACCCGGUCGAGAAGUCGUUCCUACAAACAAGAGAGAACGUCGUCAAGCGGAGUUCCAGAUAGCGGUACUACACUUCAUAGAACUGCAUCUACUACUGGCGAGAGUGUGAUGGCGGACAGAGGUGAACGAGCCGUAGCGCUGAGGGAGCUGCAUGAGUUGCGGCGCCUUCAUUCUGCUUCAGAAGAUGCUGUUGCCGAAGAUAGUGAUUCUACAUGAUUGCGAACAGAAAGCAUAUCACUGUAGUUGGAUUUGCCCGCUGUGGGAAGAAGAGAUCCGAGCAAAAAAAGGCUUAUUCUAGGGGAAAAAUGGCCUCUCUAAUGAGAUAAAGGAUGUUAGUACAUCACUACACUAGAACGAAGUGAUAAAGAUGAUCGGCAUCACUACUGAGUUAGUGGGCUAGGAACACGUGUCUUCUUUCAGGUUAGCGGUUUUCUGCGCACACCUAUUACGGUGACCACAAAAACUGUUAUGCCAGUCAUUGCCCGACUCAUAGCUGUGGGUAAGGUAAAUAUCUGCCGAGAAUCCCACUCGCUGGCAUCUCGUUCUCCAAUCAGCCGCCAAGGGCCUGGUGAUGACACACAUUUGGCCGGAAAAAUUCAAUUGACGGUCGGGUAAGCUUGGUAAGUAAGUGGCCAUCGACAUCACCUUUGCAA
This is a messenger RNA of Exophiala oligosperma, 2746 nucleotides long. RefSeq lists its product as uncharacterized. The transcript has a single exon. The record is from RefSeq and is a predicted model, not a curated record. Gene Ontology annotation, biological process: monoatomic anion transport; transmembrane transport; monoatomic ion homeostasis. Gene Ontology annotation, molecular function: solute:inorganic anion antiporter activity. NCBI's taxonomy places the organism in Eukaryota, Fungi, Ascomycota, Eurotiomycetes, Chaetothyriales, Herpotrichiellaceae. The coding region runs from base 150 to 2309 and encodes 719 amino acids. Gene Ontology annotation, cellular component: plasma membrane.